AUGGCUGUAACUAUUUUAAAUGUUCUGAUAAGGAUAUCUCUUCUGCACAACGCUGUUGCAACGUUCCCGAAAGCCAACCUUUAUCGGAACCUAAAGCAACAAACUGCCUUUGGGAAUUUUCAACUAUACCAACACCAGAAGUUAGUAGGAACUAAGAUCGCCUCUUCCCUUGUUUCAGACAUAAUUGACUGCACGUUCAACUGUGUAAGUGAGACCCUGUGCAAAUCGUUUAACAUCGCGGCCAGUCCUGACUCUGAAAAUCUUUAUUUGUGCGAAUUGCUAAACAUCGACAAACAUAGAGUUUCUAUAGAUAAUCUUCAAGUGAAUCUCGCUUUUAAUCAUUACAGCCCUUGGGUAAGUUGAAUGUUUUAGUUUUUCUAAUAUGCUACAUUGUAAAGCUGAGUAACUCAAACCUGCAAAUGAACGUGUAAACAAUGAUGGCUUCUAGAAUGAAGAACUUGAAAGAGAUCCAUUACGAAUGCUUUUAGUAAUUUAGGAUCUAAAUAUGUCAGCAAUUCUCUUUUACGUUGAUGAAAUUAUCCCACUGUUAUUCCUUUGUCCCUAUUUAUUGUAAGAAAACUUGCUCAAUUUCACAUUGUUUUAUUGGUUUGACUAAAUUCUCUACUCGCGGUUCCCUAAUUAAAUAUUAGUGAUGAUAAGUUUUUCAGAGACUUUACCAUGCAAAUUAACCCACUGAAAAUCGCAGCUUUACUCAAAUCCAGUGGCGCCACUAUCAAAAAAGCGACGCAGUAGAGCCCCGAAAAAAAAAUUGCAGUAAAUACAAGAAUGCAGUGGUGGAACGCGUCACCUUAAAAAUCAGCGGUCUCAACCUUUAUGAUCAAUGUUUUUCCAUCCAACCAACCAUUUCUAAACUAGUACUGGUGAAGAAAGUCUAAUGUUCGGAAAGUUGAGAAAGAUGGUUAUCCAGUCAGUGACAGAGAUUCGAUUCCUAUUGGGAGAACUCGGAAUUUUCACUUCUUCACAGAGCCAACUUGUCAUUCAUGUCAGAUUCACCAGGCUUAAAACUCACCAUCGCUUUUCUAUCAUUGCCCGAAAAAUUGUAUUGUUUAUUUAAAAAAUGAACUCAGUUGAUAAAACCAAAACUUACAUGUGCAAAAGUUAAUAGGGUGCAGUCGCUAACUUUGUUUUCACUUCGUUUACCCAUAGUAUCCGUGCCAGCCAGGAUUAGUUGGAUUUAACUGCGAUCGUCAAGGUAAAGCAUCGGAGAUCGGAGAAUUCUCCGUCUACUACGCAUAAUACUCCGGCUAAAUUUCAAUGAAGUUAUGGCCAUUUUUUAUUCAGACGAAUAAAACGUGAAUACGAUAUGUUAAAAGAAAUUAUUCCCAGAAAUGCGUAAUUUUAAUGCCUAGCCACUUGCUUUACAUUCCUAAAUAGAUAACAAAUACAUAAAAUACCUUACCUAAAUGAUAGCAGUUUUAAGCCCAAUAAAACUAACAGGGGACGUGUAAAAUAUUAGACGGUUUUCUGAAGCGUGGAGAGUUGACUGUAUGCUAGAUGCGUUUUUGUUUGCACGUGAAAAAUUAUUACGAAUAAAUACUAAUGAAACAAAACUACCUAUCUUUCCGAAAGCCUAUAUUUAUUCAAUUAUUAUGCCGCGCAUUGAAAAACUGGGCACUCAUAAGUACUUGUUGCAAUUAAAGACUAUAGCAUUCUGGGAGAUGAAAGUCAUGGUGACGUGUGCAGCAACAUUGACGUUACCAUGGAAACCGAGGAUUGACAGCAGUGUUUAAAAAAUGUGCAUUUUUUCCUUUAAAAAGGAUUUAUACUGGUUUUAAACAAAAUGAAAUAGAUUUAAUUUAUUCAAAAUGGCGAAUCCAAGGUGACGGAUGAUUCUAGUUCCUUCUUUAAAAUAACCUGAGAUCAGGCCCAAUUUGAGCGGUUCUCAUACAUUCUCUCUACCGGCUACCGCUAAAAUUGGGCCUGAUCCAAACUCAUUCACGUUUGUGCUCGUUACGGCCAGAUUUUGGCCGUAACGCUGAUUGGCUGUUUGAACAAUGCCACAAGAUCUGAUUGGCUGUCGGAAACGCCGGAAGUUGAAAGUGCUUAUUCCUCGCGUGGUUUAUUCGUGAAUGAUCCGUCGUCGGCGGAGAGAAGGAUCGAUUUUGCUGUCUUUUUUAUUGUUUUAUGGUCUUAUGGUAGGAAAAUAUGCCUUAAUAUGUGCCAUGGAAAUUCAGAAAAUUCAUAUGGUUGUUCAUAUCUUCUCAGCAUUUGCUUUAUUUACGGAAAGUGAGUGUAUCGCGGAGUUGAAUCCCUCUGCAAGUUGUUGACCGCUAACAAGGUACCUUGUGAUUUACCAACAAACGGGUGCAAAUCAAAAUACUAUUCAUCUUAAAACUGGUUUCAUUUGAAAGUUUAGCCGGGAAUGACUUCUCUGAACGGGGUACGCGAGCGGAGGCUCACUGCGAAAGAAACCUCCAUCGCCAACUGUGAAGUAUUAGACGAAAAAUAUCGCAUCGCUGUUCGGGAAAUUUCAGUGUUAACAGACUGGUUGUUAAAAAAUAAACCAGGAAAACUGGUGUCCUCGCUCGUUGGCUUUUUUUUGUUUGUUUUUAACCUUCGAGAUCUCCCUUAAUCUCGCACGAAGCUAAAUGUGAUUGUGCUGACUGUUUUAUUUUCAGCUGAAAAAAAUAGGAGAUAAAAGCUAUUUUUUAAGUCAGCCAUUCUGCAUUUUUCCCACGCGUGAAAAAUUUGCAUACUAGAAAAACAAGCAACGGAAGUAAUUUUGGUUGGCUGAUUCGGCAAAUGUCAAUGAAUCAAAAAACUGGGCGGCAGACGUUUCGUAGAAGGUUUGUAUCAGGCUCUCUUUUCGUUUCGCCAUGCCCGCCAGAAUGUUAUUUACAAAAGCGAAACGAAAAUAGAGCCUGAUCUCAGGUUAUCUUUAAAAAUAAACGACGUCAUCAUGAUAUCCCUGCUUUUUGUAAAGUUCAUUAACGUCUUAGCGAACUUCUUGAUUUUGAUUAUUUUUCGCUUUAAGGGGAAAAACUGAUGGAAUUUAUAUUCUGCCAGUAAAUUCAACAAUAUCACUGGCACUAUCACUAUCAGCAUUAUGGUGCUCUCCUCUUCAAAGUUUCCUUACGCUCUUUCUUUCCAUUACUAACAACAGUGAUGAACUUCGAAAAACUGACUGAAAAACAAGUUUCAGUCGUUUUCUUUUUUAACUCAACCCCCCCCCCUCCCCCCCAACCACCACCACCGGUACCACCCCCGCUUCGUUUGAACUUUCUGUCCAAUAUUUCUCACUGUUUGAUUAUUAUCACUUUUGUCCAUCAAGGAAAAACAUGCAGUGAAAUAAAAUCGCACAGUCCACAAGCCACAAGUGGUUCUUACGUUAUUGAUCCUGAUGGUGAAGGAGGCUACCAGCCUUUCAGCGUCUUCUGUGACAUGACUGACAAGAACAGAGUUGGCGUGACAGUCGUUGGUCAUGACAGUGAAGAUAGAAUUUUGGUGAAAGGAUAUGAAGCUAAAGGAAGCUAUGUGCGUAAUGUUGUUUACAUAGGAGCCAGUGUUACUCAGUUAGCUGCCCUUGCAACUAACUCAACAAAUUGUGAGCAGUUUAUCAAGUACGAAUGUUACCACUCCACGCUUCUCAUUUAUGGAUACGGUUGGUGGGUAUCACGUGACAACAUUAAAAUAAGGUACUGGGGUGGUGCAACGCCGGCUGAUUCGAACAAGUGCGCAUGUGGGGUGACGAAUUCAUGUGUGGUCAGCAGUAGAGGAUGCAACUGCGAUAAAAAUGAUGCAAUAUGGCGCGAGGACAGCGGCCUUCUUACUGAAAAGUCUCACCUUCCCGUCACACAAUUAAGGUUUGGAGAUACAGGCAAUUCUGAAGAAUACGGUUACCACACUCUAGGAAAGUUCAAAUGUUAUGGUAUGACGUAA
Molecule: messenger RNA, 3900 nt
Organism: Porites lobata
Lineage: Eukaryota; Metazoa; Cnidaria; Anthozoa; Scleractinia; Poritidae
Source: the annotation of a GenBank genome assembly